CGGUGACUAGACUAUCUCUGUCAGACACCGCUCAGUGACUAGACUAUCUCUGUCAGACACCGCUCAGUGACUAGACUAUCUCUGUCAGACACCGCUCAGUGACUAGACUAUCUCUGUCAGACACCGCUCGGUGACUAGACUAUCCCUGUCAGACACCGCUCAGUGACUAAACUAUCCCUGUCAGACACCGCUCGGUGACUAGACUAUCUCUGUCAGACACCACCCAGUAAGUGCCUCAAACAGACACAGACAACAGGCAGAGACACAAACAACAGCUCCUCUUUCAUUGAGAGCUAAAUGGAGACUGAGCCGGGUAUCGUGUCUCCCUUCAAGCGUGUGUUUCUGAAGGGAGAAAAGGGUAGAGAUAAAAAGGCUCAGGAGAAGACUACAGAACGCCGUGCCCUCCACACCUUCUCCCUCUCCCUCCCCGACCACCGCAUCGACCCUGACAUCCUGCUCAAUGACUACGUAGAGAAGGAAGUCAAGUACUUGGGCCAGCUGACGUCAGUACCAGGAUACCUGAACCCCUCCAGUCGAACAGAGGUGCUACAGCUCAUUGACAAUGCCAGGAAGUCCCACCAGUUGGCGGGUCAGCUUACUUCGGAGCAGGAUGCAGUGGUCAGUCUGUCGGCCUAUAAUGUGAAGCUGGUGUGGCGGGAUGGAGAGGAUAUCAUACUGCGUGUUCCCAUCCACGACAUCGCUGCCGUGGCAUACAUACGAGACGACUCACUGCACCUGGUGGUGCUCAAGACAGGUACCUAACCCCUUUACCUUUAUCCCGCUACA
Messenger RNA from Oncorhynchus keta (chum salmon), 786 nucleotides. Its product is annotated as cerebral cavernous malformations protein 2 homolog. NCBI's taxonomy places the organism in Eukaryota, Metazoa, Chordata, Actinopteri, Salmoniformes, Salmonidae. The record is from RefSeq and is a predicted model, not a curated record. The transcript has 4 exons. Gene Ontology annotation, biological process: vasculogenesis; heart development. Bases 298 to 762 code for a protein of 154 amino acids.